UGAAUAAUUUGAAUGUUAAUUUUUUUCCGUCAAUUGUCAUGUCAGACAUGAUUGUCACUUCAAGGUCAAUUUUUGUUCUGUCAGUCCGAGUCCGGAUGAUUUCUAUGGUCCGGUUCCUCUUUUUCCAGUUUUCUCAAGAUUCUCAAGAAAAAAUAUAUAUUUGAAAUUUUGAAUAACAAAAGUAAUACUAUAGAAUGAGUCAUUUCAGUUCUCCUAUGCCCAAUAGAGAAUUUCUGUGGGACGUUUUUCAAAGAGUUGAUAGGGAUAGGAGUGGUUUUAUCAAUGCUGAUGAGUUGGGAUCUGCCUUGUCCAAUGGUACAUGGAGUCCUUUCAAUCCAGAAACUGUUCGUCUUAUGAUUGGUAUGUUUGAUAGGCAUAACAGAGGUCAAGUGAGUUUUGAAGAUUUUUCUUCACUUUGGAAGUAUGUAACUGAUUGGCAAAGCUGCUUCAAAUCUUUUGACAGAGAUAAUUCAGGAAACAUUGAUAGAAGUGAACUCAAAACUGCACUCACAACUUUUGGGUACAGAUUAUCAGAUGAUCUUAUUGAUACCUUGCUGAGGAAGUUUGAUAGGCUUGGAAGAGGAACUAUACUAUUUGAUGACUUUAUUCAGUGCUGUAUUAUACUUUAUGUAAGUAUUUUCAGGGUUGAUAGAGACAGGAGUGGCUUUAUUAAUGCAGAUGAACUAGCUGCUGCUUUAUCAAAUGGCACCUGGAGCCCCUUCAAUCCAGAGACAGUACGUUUAAUGAUAGGUAUGUUUGAUCGUCACAACAGAGGGCAAGUGAGUUUUGAUGACUUUGGAGCCUUAUGGAAAUAUGUCACAGACUGGCAAAAUUGCUUCAGAUCAUUUGAUAGAGACAAUUCUGGAAACAUUGACAAAAGUGAACUGAAGCAUGCCCUCACAUCCUUUGGUUAUAGGCUGUCAGAUAGUCUUGUUGAUACUCUGAUAAGGAGAUUUGAUAGACAUGGGAAUCAGACCAUCUUGUUUGAUGACUUCAUACAGCUUAGUGUUAUACUUUAUACUUUAACAUCUUCAUUCAAACAAUAUGAUACAGACCAAGAUGGCUACAUCAACAUACAUUAUGAACAGUUUCUGAACAUGGUAUUCAGCUUGAAGAUUUAAACCUGAUAUCUAGUGGUAAUAUCUAUACUUUCAAUGUUAUUCAAAAGAGAAACAUCUCAUCUACAAAUAUUAUUGUCUGUGUUAUGAUAGUUAGGUAAGUGCUUUGAUUCAGAUGGAUAUUUCCAUAUUUUAUUGGUUCUCAAGGUAAAUUGCUUUAUAAAGGUUUUAUUACUUGAAAUUUUUCAAUUGAUACAAUCAAUUCUAUCUACUUCAGAAAUGUCAACUUGAAUUCAUUCUAUUUGUCCUUAAUAUUAUCUAUGAAAGUCUAAUGUAUGGUGAUACCUAGACUUGCUAUAUUAUAUCUUUACUUGCUUAGUAUUUAGUUCUGAAAUAAAUGUGUGGUCAUCUAUUUUGACACUAGAUAUAUAGUGCCAAAUCCGUUUUUUAAAUUGAAAAGGCAUUCUUUCAUUCAAAUGUUUGAUAUAAGGUCCAGUUUACAAUGAAAAUGUACCUUCCCAAUGAGUUAGAUUUGAAUAUUUUUGUAAAUUUCCAUAAACUUUAAUAUAUGUUGUUAUAAAACAGAGUUUGUUUGCUUGAAUAAAGCUGAAUGGGAUCUAUG
This is a messenger RNA of Phaedon cochleariae (mustard beetle), 1680 nucleotides long. Lineage: Eukaryota; Metazoa; Arthropoda; Insecta; Coleoptera; Chrysomelidae. The record is from the annotation of a GenBank genome assembly.